AACAUCAUCCUCUAUUUGAGAUGAUAAGCCAUCUUAAAAAAAGCCUCCACACUCACUGACCUCAAAUCUCCUCCAAUGGCGUCCAUUUCCGUUUCACUCUUGUUCCCUUCAGUCUCUACCCCACCAAAUGCAAAAUCGUUUCCCCGAUCCAUUUCCACAAUCUGGGUCUCCAAGACCACCCGGGUCAACUCCACAACCCGAACAGGCGAAGCCUCCAUGAGCAUAGACAACCUUAAACGGUUCUUCGACCUCAACGUUGGCAACUGGUCCGGUUCUUUCCACCAAUUUGAUGGUACUGGAAAUUUGAUGCAAAAAAUUCGUACAAAGCUUUCUGUCAAUACUUAUGGAGAAGAUGAACUCAUUAGUCUCAUUCAAACGCUGUACAUAAAACAACCUCCAUCAAGCACGUUGAUUUCUGGAUACGAAGAGGAACCAGAAUGGGCUGAAUACAAAAUCAAAGAAACCAACAUGUUCACUGUGGACAAAUACCAACAGAUUGGUUUUUUUCCCAAUGAAAGGGCUUUUUCAUUGAGAUAUCAGACUGCUGGCAUGCUGGAAACCGUUUUAAGGCAAGGUGUGUUGGGGGAAGAUGACAUUGGAGAAGAAUCACCCAAAAAUCUUAAGCUUCCUUCUUGUCGGCCUGCUAUCGUAUGUGAAAAUUGCUUAUAUUCUCAAGAGAGAGAUAGGAGAGCAAGAGCAUUUCAUAUCAUGGAUCCAAGAGGGAAUUUGGAUAUGCUUAUUAUCUUCCUUGAGGACAGAGAUAGUGAAGAUUUUCCAUCUUCACUUGACAGUGAUGUGAAGAACAUUGACAAAAUUGUACCAUUUCUUGGUAACUGGAAAGGCCAUUCUAUAACGAAGCGCAGUGGAGUUUAUGGAGCAACAAUUGAUGAAGCUGAUACGGUUGCUUUACUUGAAAUGGAUGGCAAGGGUCAGUUAAUUCAGGAUUUUUCUUCAACAUCUGAUGGAAAAGCGGUUACGACUAAUGUGCACUGGACAGGAACGAUGUUGGACAACCUUGUUACAUUUGAUGGAGGCUACCAAUAUACGUUUUUGCCAGGAGGCAUGUACAUGGGAUGGCCUUGCGAUAUUGCAAAGAGUGUUGCAGAGUCGAAGUCAUUCCAUUUGGAGUUUGGUUGGGUUGAAGCCCCUGGUAAGAGACAAAGACUGGUUCGAACCUAUGAUGUUGAAGGCUUGGCUGUUUCAUCAACUUAUUUUUCUGAGAUCAAAUUUUGAGUUUCACCCACAUCAUUGUACCUAGUUUUCUUCUGUUGAAUGAGAGAUCCAUUUUUGAGAAAGCCAACUGAUGUAGUAUUUACCUUCCAUUAAUUGAUUGAGUUGUGAGGAUAGGAAUUUGUUUAAACAGAAAUUCAAAGGUCCAUUGGUGUAAUUUUUCUCCGUCUGUGUGAAUGGUCUCUUUAUCUUUUCUGACCCCUAGCUGGGGAUUUUCAAUAAUAUAAUGAAAACUAUGUAUGCAUUCUUGGAUAUGAA
This is a messenger RNA of Mangifera indica (mango), 1488 nucleotides long. RefSeq lists its product as uncharacterized. The transcript has 7 exons. The record is from RefSeq and is a predicted model, not a curated record. Lineage: Eukaryota; Viridiplantae; Streptophyta; Magnoliopsida; Sapindales; Anacardiaceae. Gene Ontology annotation, biological process: chloroplast fission. The coding region runs from base 76 to 1233 and encodes 385 amino acids.